GAGCAUACAUAGUCGUAGGCCGCUUCAGAUCUCAUGAGAUUUCUCUCAAUCGGGUGAAGAAAACUAGUUUCUCUUGAAUCGCCGGUGAGCUCAGGAAGAUAGGAAAAUUCUGGGAUGCAGCGCACUCCAGCAGUUACCAUAGAGGACCAGUUGAUAUCGAAAGCUGUAAGGGAAGAAUGUCCGUGGGAGAACCUUCCUAAAAGACUUCAGUCUAUUCUUGGCUCCAAGGAGGAAUGGCAUAGAAGGGUUGUUGAUCAUUGUAUUAAAAAAAGACUCCUGUGGAAUACGUGUUUUUCUUGUAAAGUUUGCAAAGAAGGUGAAUAUUAUGAAGAUAUGAUGCGUUACUUGCGAAAGAAUCUCGCGUUGUUUCCGUAUCACCUUGCGGAGCAUGUUUGCCGUGUGAUGAGGAUAUCACCUUUCAGAUACUACUGUGAUAUGAUAUUUGAAGUCAUGCGAAAUGAGCAACCUUACGACAGUAUCCCAAACUUCAGUGCGGCAGAUGCUUUCAGGCUUACGGGCAUAGGCAGAAAUGAAUUCAUUGAUAUCAUGAAUAAAUGCAGAUCUAAGAAAAUUAUGUGGAAGCUAAACAAAUCGAUUGCCAAAGAUUUCUUACCUACUCAACCUGUGGAUUUCCCUAUUGACCCUUGGUGGGGUGUUUGCCUUGUUAACUUCACCAUAGAAGAGUUUAAGAAACUUUCAGAAGAUGAGACGGCGACAAUAGAUAAAAUUUGCAAAGAGGAAGUUAAUGCAUAUGUCCUCUUUGAUCCGGAAGUCAUAAAAGGUCUCUACCAAAGGGGAUUGAUAUAUUUUGAUGUCCCGGUCUACCAGGAUGACCGCUUUAAAGUUUCAAAGCUUGAAGGGUUCAUCUCUAACAGAGAGCAGUCUUAUGAAGAUCCAAUUGAAGAAUUACUCUAUGCAGUUUUUGUAGUUUCAAAUGAGAACUCAACAGUUGCAGAGUUGGCAUCCACUUUGCAAGCUGACCUAGCUCAAUUACAGGCUGCUGCAUCUUUUGUUUGCCGCUUAGGAUGGGCUGUAAAGUUAAUUGAUCCGGCUUCUGUGCUUCAUGACAAGAUUAUACCUGGAUCUCCACGUGCCAUCCUCAGUGAUGAAGACGAUACUCGUGCUGGUUUAGGCUCUACCUACAUGUCUGCUGAUGGUGAGGCGGCUCAAAAUGGAGAUAAUUUAGGGACAGAAAGCUCUGGACUACGUUCUAGUCAUGUUCGAGUUGCUUUCAUAGUCGAUGCUAACAUAACAUCAUAUCUGAUGAUGGGUUCUGUCUCGCCAGGAUUGAAAUCGCAUGCUGUGACACUCUAUGAAGCUGGAAAGCUCGGGCAUACUAGUAUCCCGGAUCUUUGCAAGGAUCUGAGCACAUUAGAGGGAGCAAAAUUUGAGGGUGAACUGCAAGAAUUUGCAAAUCAUGCCUUUAGCCUUCGCUGUGUCCUGGAAUGUUUGAUAUCUGGUGGAGUUGCUACUGAUACAACAGUUGAUACGACGGGCCCAGGAACUUUGGUCAAUGAUGAGGCUGUAACUCUUCUUGCUGAUGUUAAUUCUCCUGAUAAUUCUGGAGAUUCUUUAACCAGCCAAAAUAGUGAGGCUUCCAUGGUUUCAAAUGCCCCUCAUGAGGAUCCCUUGCCGACAGAGCGUGUCCCUGAAAGCACUGAACAUGAAGCAGCUUCGACUACACUGACCGAUGAUACUACUGCCUUGACCGAUGAUACUACUGCCUUGACCGAUGAUACUACUUCCUUGACCGAGACCUUCAGUUCUAACCUAAACCUUCAGAAUGACGAGAAGCCGAUCUCCGUAGAAGGACCCGACACCAGUAAAGGAAACAAGAAAAGGAAGAGAUAUCGGGUUGAUAUUCUUCGCUGUGAGAGUCUGGCUUCUCUAACACCAGUUACUCUAGAUCGUUUGUUUUCCCGAGACUACGAUAUUGUUGUUUCAAUGGUUCCUCUUCCACUGACGACUGUUCUACCUGGACCUUCAGGCCCGGUUCAUUUCGGUCCUCCCUCCCAUUCAUCAAUGACACAAUGGAUGAAACUGGUAUUGUAUUCAACCGUGGGCAAUGGGCCUUUGUCGGUUAUCUUGAUGAAAGGGCAGUGUCUGCGGAUCCUACCUGCUCCACUAGCUGGCUGUGAGAAAGCUCUAAUUUGGUCAUGGGAUGGAUCUUCGGUUGGUGGCUUAGGAAACAAGUUUGAAGGUAACUUGGUCAAGGGAAGUAUACUGCUACACUGUUUGAAUUGCCUUCUCAAGUGCUCAGCUGUUCUCGUCCAGCCUCUGAGCAAGCAUGAUCUUGAUAGCUCUGGAAGAAUUGUCACUUUAGAUAUACCAUUACCCCUGAAGAACUCUGAUGGUUCCAUUCCUCAUUUCGCCGACGAGCUUGGCCUUCCACUUGAGGAAAACACAAAGCUGAACUCUCUCUUAACGAAGCUGGCGAACAAUAUGGAACUGUGGACAGUCGGUUACAUUCGCCUUUUGAAACUCUUUAAAGCAAAGGAUCCAGCAGGGUACUUCUCUCCGGAUGAUGAUGAGAAGUAUGAAUGGGUCCCUUUAACCGUGGAGUUUGGGCUGCCACUUUUCAGUCCAAAGCUGUGCAACCAUAUCUGCAAAAGAAUCGUCUCAUCACAGUUACUUCAGGCAGAUUCGCUCAUGGAACAACACAACGCAAUGCAAUGCAUAAGGAAAAGGUUGAAAGAUAUAUGCGCACAGUACCAAGCAACAGGUCCAGCUGCUAAACUUCUUUACCAGAAAGAACAAGCAAAGGACGCUCCUCGUAGUAAGCUCAUGAACUAUGCAAGCGGCAAAUGGAACCCACUCGUCGACCCUUCCUCACCAAUUUCAGGUGCCACGAGCGAGUUUCAACGGUUGAAACUAGCUAAUCGCCAACGUUGCCGGACUGAAGUUCUUAGCUUUGAUGGUAGCAUCCUAAGAUCCUACACUUGCCCUGUAUAUGAAGCUGCCACUAGGACCAUAGACGAGAAUGCACCUUCAACUGCAACAAAGGCAGAUGCUGAAGAAGCAGAUAGCCGAGAAGUGGUUCUCCCAGGACUGAACCUUGUGUAUGAUGGUUCAGAGUUGCACCCUUUCGACAUUGGUGCUUGCCUUCAAGCUCGUCAACCAGUUGCCCUCAUUGCAGAAGCUGCUGCUGCAUCUGCUGUCCUCGCCCCCAAGUAGUAAACUCUCACGGAUGCUCUAUCCAAACUUUUCACAGAACAUCAGGUGAAGGGGGAAAUAUUUCGACUAAGAUCCUGAUUCUUAUCCGUGUUUCAAAGUUUUACUAGUCUGUCCUUUUGCAGCUGCAUAUAAACUUUUGGGGUUAUUUCGGUCACUCAAGUUCUUGACCAAAUAAUUUCGGUUUGGAUUUGGGUUGGUUUGAUGUGAAUUUUGUUUAAUUUUAUGCAAAUCUGCAACAGUGUUGUUGGUUCUAAGACAUGCAAAAAGAAACUUUGAUUUUUA
Messenger RNA from Raphanus sativus (radish), 3456 nucleotides. RefSeq lists its product as uncharacterized. Lineage: Eukaryota; Viridiplantae; Streptophyta; Magnoliopsida; Brassicales; Brassicaceae. The transcript is spliced from 11 exons. The record is from RefSeq and is a predicted model, not a curated record. Bases 115 to 3174 code for a protein of 1019 amino acids.